AUUCAUAAACUUUAGGGUCACCCAGUAGCAGGACCACGUCUUGGGGGUACCGGAAUGCAAUUACUGCAUAAAAAAUUGAUUAUCACUGUCACUUUCAGAAGUUACAUGUACCCACCUAACUCUAUACAACCCUGGAAGUUGGAGAUCUCAGAGAGAGCAAGAGGCAGAGAGCACCGUCCAUGGCUGCUGCCGCCAAAUCAAGCAUAUGGGAAAUUACAGCAGAGGACAUAACAGCAGCAGGACUGAGCUCAGCGGAUGCCGCAGGAUUCUACAAGGAGCUGCGACGGGUGGCUGAAGCUCACAUGGGAGAAGGAUCAGAGGCUGAAUUAUGGAGAGAUUUGGUGGAGAGAAGACUGUUGAAGCCAAGUCAUCCUCAUGAACUUCAUCAGUUGGUUUACUACUCUGUGUAUGCUGAAUGGGAUGUCUCAGUUAGAGGACCACCUCCUUAUUGGUUCCCUUCCAAAAUACAUUCAAAAGAUACCAAACUCGGGAGGGUGAUGGAAAUUCAUGGUCCUAAGCUGUUAGGAUCAUUAUAUCAUGAUCCAGUUACAAGCUUUUCUCUCUUCCAGAAGCUCACGAUUGAACAUCCAGAGGUCUAUUGGUCAAUUGUCAUAAAAGAGCUCUCUCUUAUAUUUCAUGAGCCACCAAAAACUAUUCUAGAUACUUCAGACAAAUCCAACAAUGGGGGAACUUGGUUUCCAGGAGCAAUUAUGAAUAUUGCAGAAUGUUGUCUGCUGCCAGGGAAUUUGCCAAAUAAAACAGAUGACAGCAUGGCGAUUAUUUGGAGAAACGAAGGUUUUGACGAUGAUCCUGUUAAUUAUUUGACAUACAGAGAGCUUCGCGAUCAAGUGAUGUUGGUAGCUAAUGCACUGGAUAUGACAUUUACAAAGGGAGAUAUGAUCGCCAUCGAUAUGCCAAUGACAUCGACAGCAGUUAUCAUAUAUUUAGCAAUCAUUCUCGCUGGAUAUGUUGCUGUGACAAUUGCUGAUAGUUUUGCUGCAAAUGAGAUUGCCACUCGUAUGAGAAUAACAAAAUCAAAAGGAAUAUUUACUCAGGAUUUCAUUAUUAGAGGAGGAAAAAAGUUUCCUCUCUACAGUCGUGUUGUGGAGGGAUGUCAAUCUAAAGCUAUUGUUGUUCCUGUGCGCGGAGACAAUGUGGGCGUUUCACUUAGGAGCCAUGAUUUAUCAUGGAAUGACUUCAUAUCGAGCACUGCUGCUCUACCAAACCCAGUCAACUACCCUCCCGUUUAUCAGCCGAUGGAGGCUAUGACUAACAUACUCUUCUCUUCUGGUACUACUGGAGACCCAAAAGCUAUUCCAUGGACACAACUUUCUCCAAUCAGAAAUGCAUCUGAAGCAUGGGCGCAUUGCAAUAUGCGAGCAGGAGAUGUGUACUGCUGGCCUACAAAUUUGGGGUGGGUUAUGGGUCCUUCCACAUUGUAUUCCUCCUUCUUAAAUGGUGCCGCGUUGGCUCUAUAUCAUGGUUCUCCUCUUGGUCGAAGCUUUGGCAAAUUUGUUCAGGAUGCAUCUGUGACAGUGUUAGGUACAGUACCAAGCAUUGUAAAAACCUGGAAGAGUAGCAAGUGCAUGGAAGGACUUGAUUGGACAAAGAUAAGGGGAUUUGGCACCACAGGUGAAAACUCUGAUAUUGAUGAUGAUCUCUGGCUUUCUUCACGAGCAUAUUAUCAACCUGUUAUCGAACUUUGUGGAGGGACAGAACUCGCAUCAUCCUACUUAGCAGGAAGCUUGUUGCAACCUCAAGCUUUUGGAGCAUUCAGCACUCCAUCAAUGUCAGCAGGGUUUGCAAUUUUAGAUGACCAAGGAAUUCCUUAUCCAGAUGAUCAACCUUGUGUUGGAGAAGUGGGUUUAUUUCCUCUGCACAUGGGUGCAAGUCAAAAACUACUCAAUGCUGAUCACAACAAGGUUUACUUUGAUGGAAUGCCAGUUUAUCGAGGAAUGAAACUGAGAAGACACGGGGAUAUAGUUCAAAGAACAGUAGGUGGAUAUUAUAUCAUCCAGGGGAGGGCAGAUGAUACCAUGAAUCUGGGAGGGAUCAAGACAAGCUCGGUGGAGAUUGAACCGUUAUGGCAUCGGGCAGAUGAAAGAGUGUUGGAAACAGCUGCUUUACGCAUUCGUCCAAGUAAUGGAGGGCCUGAGCAGUUAGUCGUGUUGGUGGUGCUGAAACCUGGAUCUUUAGAUUGUGAACCGGAUUUCUUGAAGAAUAAAUUCCAGAAAUCCAUUCAGAAAAACCUAAACCCUUUGUUCAAGGUGAGCCAUGUCAAAGUUGUUCCUGAGUUUCCUCGAACAGCUUCUAAUAAGUUACUGAGACGCGUUCUGAGGGAUCGAGUGAAGCAGGAGUUUUCAUCUCGCAGCAAGCUAUGAUUGCGUUGAAGAAUUCCUAUUUGUUGAUUGCGAGCUUGAUGUUUUUGGGUGAUGGUUUAAUUCUGCUUGCUGUAAUGCACUGUUGCUUGUUUUAUUGACGGAUGAAUUGACUCCAUAGAAGCUGUCAUAAGUUCGAAUAAGGUUGGGAAACAUUUGGAAAAUAAUCAGAUCAUUUCAGUACUUUUAAAUUGGAGAUAUCAGUGUGGUCUUUCAAAGUAUAAUAAAAAGAGACACUUCAUUAUCA
Asparagus officinalis (garden asparagus) is the source of this 2625-nucleotide messenger RNA. Its product is annotated as probable acyl-activating enzyme 18, peroxisomal. The record is from RefSeq and is a predicted model, not a curated record. NCBI's taxonomy places the organism in Eukaryota, Viridiplantae, Streptophyta, Magnoliopsida, Asparagales, Asparagaceae.